Molecule: messenger RNA, 1173 nt
Organism: Symbiodinium necroappetens
Lineage: Eukaryota; Dinophyceae; Suessiales; Symbiodiniaceae
Source: the annotation of a GenBank genome assembly
AUGCACCUCAGCGAGUCGGACAUCCACACUUUCCGGAAUGCUUUCCUGCAGCCCAAGGAUUGGGGUGCGGGCGAGCGACCGUACUCCCAUGCCGCACAACUUGGUGCAAAGGUUGCAACGCUGCAUGCGGACUUCGAGCGACUGCAGAUCCUGGCCGCCAGAGUUUUCGUGGCUUUGCAGGGUCUCAACGGCUGUGUGGGUUCUCCGAGCUCGCGGCAGGCAUCACACCGCUGCCGUGGGUCUGCCCGGCGUCUGGAGACGGCAGUCGCGGCGGUGCGCAAGUCGGUGCAGCCGGAAGAUUCAGGUGACCUUGAAGAGGUCUGGACGGGUCUUGGGAGCUUCCUGACAAUUCGCCGAUGGCACUGGGCUGCCGCUGCUGCGGCAGCAAACGUCACCCGUGGCGCCCGCAGCAUCACGUUGGCAUUCGCCGCGGCCUUGGAGCUUUGUCACGGCCUGGCCCGUCGCCUGGAGCUUUUCAGGUGGCACUUGUCUUACUUCCUGGUGGCCCAGCUGUUGCCAGACAUGCCUGUCGAGGUGCAAUUCCACGACUAUUGCUGUAGUAGUGGCGAAGUGAUUGCGAGCAUUGUCCGGCAAAGCGGUUUUACCAGCGACAACAUCACAUUGGCAGAGGUUGGGGUUGAGACCGGCGAGACCUCGGCUGAAUUGCUAGCGCUUCUGCCGGAGCGAGUGCGGCUGGUCGGAGUAGAUCCCUUCAAUUACCAGGUCACCGCUGCGCAGCUGACGGGUCUUGAGAAGGAGCAGAGAGAGUUGCUGUCCUUGCGCUACAAGCAGUGGUGGUUGCGAGGUAUCGAGGCUGCAGCUGAGGCAGUUUACAGCGCCGCCCCUGAACGGGCUGAGCUGCGAAAGACAACUUCUGCCGAGGCGGGCGAGCGCUUCAUCGAGGGUGCAGACCUGGUCUUUCUGGAUGCCGACCACUCUUCGGUCGCAGUGGCUCGAGACAUCGAAGUCUGGUUGAGGGUGUUGGUAGCCAGACCUGGUGUGGGCCGGCGCGUGCUGGCAGGGCACGACUUCACUCUCAUGUUCCCGGGUGUGCUGAAAAACGUGCUGAACCUGGCUGCCGAGCUUCGCGCGGGCCAUGGUCACCUCCACGGCUCAGGAGUAUUGAAUCUAGCCACGAACAGCGUAUGGUGGUUCAACUUGCGGAAGCUCUGA